Messenger RNA from Melampsora larici-populina 98AG31, 1197 nucleotides. RefSeq lists its product as uncharacterized. The annotation marks the transcript as partial. Lineage: Eukaryota; Fungi; Basidiomycota; Pucciniomycetes; Pucciniales; Melampsoraceae. Gene Ontology annotation, molecular function: RNA polymerase II cis-regulatory region sequence-specific DNA binding; protein binding; chromatin DNA binding. The transcript is spliced from 7 exons. The record is from RefSeq and is a predicted model, not a curated record. Gene Ontology annotation, biological process: regulation of gene expression.
AUGGGUGACUGGCGUCCCCCUACAAAUCCUAUACUGGAACGUCUGGUGAAAGAAACCGAAUUGACUUGGCUUGCAGCUGGUACUACUGGAGAGACCUUGGGAAAUUACACGCGCGCAGUGGAAUGCUAUGAACGAGCCCUACGCCAAAAUCCACUUUCGGUACCUGCAUUGACCAAAGCGGCGGGCAUUUAUCGUCAUCAAGAAAACUUCAAACUUGCAGCUGAUUAUUUUAGCAGGCUGUUGAAGAUUCAUGAAGGUAGCGGUGAAAUUUGGGGAGCUCUAGGUCAUUGUUACUUGAUGACCGACGAUUUACAAAAGGCAUACACUUCCUAUCAACAAGCUUUACACCAUUUCCAGACUCCCAAAUCCGAACCUAAGCUAUGGUAUGGAAUUGGUAUCUUGUACGAUCGAUACGGUAGUCUUGAGCAUGCUGAGGAGGCUUUCAGUAGCGUCAUUAAAAUGGAUCCUAAUUUCGAAAAGGCCAACGAGAUUUACUUUCGAUUGGGCAUCAUAUACAAGCAACAACGCAAGGCUGAUUUGAGCUUGGAGUGUUUCCAAUGGAUUCUAGACAAGCCACCUUCACCAUUGACCGAGAUUGAUAUCUGGUUUCAAGUGGGACAUGUACACGAACAACAAGGGCAUUUUGAUCGAGCCAAAGAGGCAUACGAACGUGUCCUGGACGAAAACUCCACACAUGCCAAAGUGUUGCAGCAAUUGGGCGGUUUGUAUUGUAGAGAAGGCAGUAGCUUUUACAACCCUGAGCAGGCUGUAGCUAUCAUAACUCGCAGUUUAGCAGCUGAUUCGCAUGAUGCCUUUAGUUGGUAUCUGUUGGGUCGGGCUUACAUGACCAUCCAAAACUUCAACAAGGCUUAUGAAUCAUACCAACAAGCUGUCUAUCGCGAUGGCAAGAAUCCUGCGUUCUGGUGUUCGAUUGGAGUUUUAUACUAUGCUAUCAUGCAAUACCAUGAUUCACUCGAUGCGUAUUCACGCGCAAUCCGACUCAAUCCGUACAUCUCCGAGGUCUGGUACAAUCUAGGUGCCUUGUAUGAAUCAUGCAACGAUCAGAUGCUGGAUGCCAUUGAUGCUUAUCAGCGCGCCGCCCAACUCGAUACCAAUAAUGCCCACAUCAAUGCUCGCCUCAACGAUAUCAAACGACACCAAGAGACGGGUGCUGCUUUGGGCCGUCCUCCUUCACCU